AUGAAAGAACAUGAGAAAUUGGGGUUCCCCCUUUCCAACAGGCGAGGAAUCUACGAAUCAGAAGUCGAGGUGACAUCACGCUCAACAGGAGAGCAGUAUCCGGUGACCGAUCUGAGCAAAGGAAUCGUUGGAUGGGAAAGUCAGGAUGACCCUUCGAACCCGAGGAAUUUUCCGGCAAGGCGGAAGUGGUUUUUGCUUGUUCUAAUCAGCAUGAUCACGCUGAUCAGCCCCUUUGCGUCUUCUGUGUUUGCCUCAGCUGCAGUGCUCGCCAGAGAAGAACUUGGAAACACAUCCUCGAUCCUAGAGACUUUUACUGUGACGGGUUAUCUAUUCGGUUACAUGGCUGGUCCACUCCUCUUUUCUCCGUUGAGCGAACUCUUUGGACGUACAAUCAUUCUCAAUAUCGGAACGACUUGUUUUGUACUGUUCCAGGUUGGCUGCGCGCUGGCUCCGUCUAUUCGAGCAUUGAUCGGCUUUAGACUUCUGACAGGCAUUGGUGGCUCCGCAUGCUUAGCUACAGGAGGCGGAGUUGUUUCGGAUCUAUUCGUAGCUGAAGAGCGUGGGCUUGCAAUGUCCAUCUACCAGGCAGGGCCACUUCUUGGGCCUGUCCUUGGACCCAUCUGUGGCGGAUUCAUCGCCGAAAGGGCCGGCUGGCGAUGGGUCUUUUGGGUCCUAGUCAUUGGUGGUGGAACUUUAACUUCUCUUGUCAUGGUUUUCAAUCGCGAGACAAAUCCCACGGUCCUGAUUCGGCGCAAGACUGCACAUUUACAAAAGGCUCUUGGCAAAGCAGAUUUGCGAAGCUGUUUUGAUACACAGGGCGACAAGCUGCAACUACCCCUAACUCGCCGACUAUCCAUGCCUCUGCAAUUACUAUUCCGAUCGCCCAUCGUUUCGAUGAUUGCCAUUUACAUCGCUAUAGUCUACGGAUGCAUGUACCUCCUCUUCACCACGGUGACCGAAGUCUUCCAAAGCACAUAUCACUGGAGACUCGAUAUUAGUGGGCUGUCCAAUCUUGGGAUCGGGGCUGGGUUCAUCGCCGGCCAGCUUGCAUUCGGCCUGCUGAGUGACCGCAUGAUCGCGCGGCAGAAGCGGCGCAACAACGGUGAAUAUGAGCCGGAGAUGCGGCUGUCUCUGAGCAUCUACUUUGCGAUCUGCCUUCCAGCCUCUUUCUUUUGGUAUGGGUGGUCAGUGGAAGCCAAGACCCAUUGGAUAGUGCCAAUCGUGGGCCUGUUCCCCUUCGGAUUCGGAAUGGUAGGCAUCUUUGGCACACUCCAAACAUACAUCAUCGAUUCCUACCCGCGGUAUGCGGCGUCGGGAACAGCGGCAGUGACCGUGACUCGCUCCUUGCUCGGGGCCCUGCUGCCUCUGGCUGGAUCGCCCAUGUAUGCGGCUUUGGGUUAUGGGUGGGGAAACUCGUUGCUCGGGUUUAUCACGUUGGCUCUGCUUCCCUUGCCCAUUGUUUUCGGUCGGGUUGGUAAAGGCCUUAGGCAACGGUUCGCAGUGGCAUUGUAA
This is a messenger RNA of Aspergillus saccharolyticus JOP 1030-1, 1512 nucleotides long. RefSeq names its product MFS transporter. The record is from RefSeq and is a predicted model, not a curated record. The coding region runs from base 1 to 1512 and encodes 503 amino acids. The transcript is spliced from 5 exons. Gene Ontology annotation, biological process: transmembrane transport. Gene Ontology annotation, molecular function: transmembrane transporter activity. Lineage: Eukaryota; Fungi; Ascomycota; Eurotiomycetes; Eurotiales; Aspergillaceae.